UCGUGGCGGCGCUAGCGGCGUGGAUACCGACAAGAUGAUCGCCAUCUUGUUGAGUGCGAGAGGAUGUGGUUUCGGUCAAUCCCGUUUAUUUUACUUAUUUAGUGAAUAAAUUUGACAUAUCUGCAGCACGGUAACUCGCGACAUUUCGCCGACAUGACGCAGUACCUACCGCCGAAUUUGCUGGCGUUGUUCUCGCCACGCGAGCCGAUUCAAUAUUUGCCGCCUGCGAGCAAACUGCCGCAUGAGAAGAAGAACGGCGGCUACGCCGGCGUCGGGUGCUUCCUCAAGUGUUUCGAGGAUCCCAAGGAUACUCCACCACCUCUGCGUGUAGAGACUCGAGAAGAACGUAUGGAACGUCGACGACGAGAACGCGCGGAACAGGUUGCAUAUAAAUUGGAACAAGAAAUUGCAGUAUGGGAUCCAGCUGGCAUUUCCAACGUUACAGCAGACCCCUUCAAGACUCUGUUCGUAGCUCGAAUUAAUUAUGACACCUCAGAAUCCAAACUGAGAAGAGAAUUUGAAGUAUACGGACCGGUAAAAAAGAUUGUGGUAACACAUAAUACAAUUAAUGGCAAGCCUAGGGGAUAUGCUUUCAUUGAGUAUGAGCAUGAACGAGAUAUGCACUCUGCAUAUAAGCAUGCGGAUGGUAAGAAAAUAGACGGCCGCAGAGUAUUAGUGGAUGUCGAGCGGGCGAGAACGGUGAAGGGUUGGCUGCCUCGGAGACUCGGCGGCGGCUUAGGUGGUACUCGUAGAGGCGGUCCGGACGUUAACAUCAAACAUUCAGGACGGGAAGAUAACGAGAGGGAGCGGGAGCGAUAUCGCUUGGAACGUGAGAGAGAAACCACGGGACGUGGUCUGGAUAGAGACAGAGAUCGCGACCGUUUGGACAGGGAACGUCGCAGGUCGCGCGAUCGUAAGCGAAGGACUCGGAGCAGAUCGCGUGAACGCAGACGCAGGCGAAGCCGCGACCGCCUGCCCGAUCCCGAUAUCGAGGAGAUUGAACGUCCACGCGACAGGAGGGAACGUGAUCGCGACCGUGAUCGGGAUCGCAAAAGGCGACGGUCGCGUAGCAACGAUCGUGAUCGCGAGAGGGAUCGUAAACGGGACAAGCGGGAGCGGGAUCGUGACCGUAGGGACAGAAAGGAUCGCGGCGAUCGUCAGGACGAGGAUACGAAAGAGAUUCGCAUUAAGGAAGAGCCGUUGGAUGAUUAUCCAGACUACAGCAAUACAUUUGCGACGUCGGGCUCGUACUUCACCGCAGUCAAGUACGAAGACGAUAACGAUCAGGAAGUGGAGGAGAAAUACCGGAUUCCGGAGGGUCGUCCCGACCCGCCUCCAUAUAACAAUUACGAUUCCGUACAAGAUUAUUAAUCUCGAGCACACAUUUCUAUCGUACGAGUAUCCCUUUUUUCACGAUAAGCCAUCGUCGCCUUAUUUUAUCGUUGUAUUGUCUUUACUGCUAGCACAAUACUGGCGAAUUAGCUCUUUAUAGGAGCGAAUCAAGCUGAGCGUUCUUCAAUUAUAAUAAAUAAUUUGGUCAACUACGAUGUCGUAAAACAGGUACAGGUAAUUCUGUAAAAUAUUUAAUUUCCAUAGAACUGCUAAAAUACGAGUACGUCAAAUAAAAAACAUUACAUUAUGAUAAGAAACAAAAGAUAUGAAUUUACAUUUAGCAAAUUAAAUUCUGACAUAAAAGAUCGUUGAAAAAGAUUUGACACAUUGCUAUAUGUGACAUGAUAUAAAAACUGGUAAAUGAUGUACAAAUCGCUUUCUCGUUUUAAUAACAUUGAGUUAUUAUAAUGGAAUUUACCAGAAUUAAUUAUAUACAUAUAUAUAUAUAUAUAUAUGCAAUUAUUUAUGCAAAUUUAAAGUACUCACGCAUCUUUUUCCUCCCUCUUUUUUGUACCUGUCACUGAUAAAGUUCUAUCUACAAUAUAAAGAAAUCUUCGACAUCAUUAAUGAAUUAAAGUGUAACUAAUAAAUUGUAGCAGAUCAUGUGAAGCCUCAUGAUCAAAUUCAUAAUUGAUUGAAUACCAUGUACUAUAUGUUGUUCAAUAAAACAUGUAAUUUAAGUAUCGGUCUCGUCUACAUGUAUACGUAACUGCGCGUGCGAAACACACACAAAAUUUGACUUAUGACUGCUACAUGUAUAUUUAUAUGUCGAGUAAAAUAAAAUAUGAAAUUAACUUGUUA
Molecule: messenger RNA, 2193 nt
Organism: Vollenhovia emeryi
Lineage: Eukaryota; Metazoa; Arthropoda; Insecta; Hymenoptera; Formicidae
Gene: snRNP-U1-70K
Product: U1 small nuclear ribonucleoprotein 70 kDa
Exons: 7
Coding region: 154-1371 (405 amino acids)
Biological process (GO): mRNA splicing, via spliceosome
Cellular component (GO): U2-type prespliceosome; precatalytic spliceosome; U1 snRNP
Molecular function (GO): U1 snRNA binding; mRNA binding
Source: RefSeq, a predicted model, not a curated record